AUCUCCUCUCAUCAGGGACAACAAGCAGAACAUGUGCCCUAGGAACCUUACCGGGAAUAUUUAAUACAUUCCACGAGCAUUGUGAUCUGAUGUAAUAAAAAACAACAUUUUUUUUUUAGGCAAAAGUGAUUAUUUUGUUAGGGUUGUGACAGUAGUCACAGUAGUUUUAACUUCUGCAGCGGUUUCAGGUUUUAAUGUAAAAGUGGUACUGUAUGUAAAGUAAUAUAUCUAUCAGCAACUCCACUGUAGUGUCACGUUUCUUUCAUGUUUGUAUCUGUCAGCGCUAUUUAUUUCUACAGCUGUCUUAAAAUGUAAAUAUAGGAUGUGUUUAGUAACUUUUUAUUUAAUUUUUAACUUUUACUUGGUGUACUUGUGCUUUCUGUUUGAAGAUGCUGUCCUUUUUGUAUUUUUUUUUUUUUCCACAAAAAAGAAAAUGUAUUUGGAAAAUAUAAAACUUUCCAAUAUAGAUGCCAUGCUCUACUUCCAUAGUUAUCUCAGUGAUCAGAUCUGUAGCAAAGGGACAUGGCUGCCAUUUUUUCCUGGAUUGAGAAGCUGCACUAGCGACUCCUACUAGGCUUUUGUUUUUUGGGGCCAUGCUUUGAUUCGGGGUCCACUCAAAUCUUCAUAAAAAGAUAUCUGUAUAUUCAUAUCCACAUAUCUGUAGACAGUUUGUAGUCCAUCUGUGGUCUAAAUUUGAGCAACUAAUCACAUUCAGGCAAGCUGUUUCCAGGUAAACAAUGGAAAGGAAAAGAAGGAUGCAACCUAACCAAGAUCACCAAUAAGACCCAAUGAAAAGGUGAAUACAUGCAUCAUUUUAAAAUGUCUGAUUUUUACUUGUGGUACUGCAGUUGCUGAAUAUUUUAUUCUUUUUUGUUGUCGUUUGUUUUGUUCUUUUAAAGCUCUUUUUGCAGUGCCCUAUUAUUUGCACACAUAGGAGCAAUAAGAGCAAUACACCUAAAAAUACUAUGUUUUAAUCCCCCUGAAUAUGUGGUCAAAUUACAGGGAUAAUGUCUGCACAUGGCUGGACUGAGGUGCCCCCCCAGUAAUAUCGGUGUUUUGAAAAUCUGAAAAAUUAUUUCCUUUCAGGAUUCUUGCAGCCCGUCACUACUGGAAAAUCCAACAGGUGUGUGGAAGGAUUUCAGGAGGAGUUUAACUAGGAGCAAAAAUGUAAAACGACAGAAGGGAGAUGAGGUAGAAAACAAGCUGCCUGUGUAAUUGGGUCAUGACAUAGAAAAUCUGAAAUUAGAAUAUUGCACAUCAUUGCUUGUCAAGCUGUCAGUGCCCAUUAGUCUGAAAACGAACAAGUCAAGUGAGGCGUCUCUUCAGUUGAGAGCUCCGAGGUUUUAAUUUCAGUAAUGUGAAGGAUGUCUGCAAUUCUCGCCAAGUCUACUUAAAUAAGAUGUAAUUUAUAAAAGCUGGAUGGACAGAACAUUGUGAGGUCAUUUCAGUGAUUUGGAUGAUUUACCUUUUAUGGAGGUCGUCACUUUUUAAGGCCACAGUCUUAAAGUGAAACAGCUGGUAUUUUUGAUCCCGUAUGCAUAGCUUCCUCUUAUAACGACCUGGGAAGGAGGCAAUGGGCAGAUGGUGGUCAAGGUCAUCCCUCUCACAUACUGUAUGCAUGUCAGCUGCUUUAUACUGGGGAUUUGGUGCUAAGAUUCUAGAAAUCAAAACUUGGAUUAAAUUAAAUUAAUUUACAGAUUAUAACUGGAUGAUUCCAAGUUCAUAGAGGUGAAUAGGGCUCAUCUGUGCUUUCACAUGGCUUCGGGUGUCAGCUGAGGUAAAUCUUUUCAUUCUUUAAGAUCCCUCUCCUUGGUCACACAGCAUUACAACACUCUUUGUUGGAGUCAGCAGAAAAAAAACGUAAAACUAUCAAGGUCGCUUGCACUCACUUCCAGUUGAGAAGUGGGAGACCUUGUCUCUCCUUGAAAACUGAAGAAGAGCUCGAAGUGUCACAUCAGUGCAAUAGUAGUAGGAUUGUCUGAUCUCAAUAGCACGCAAAAAGAACCUCUUGUAUCCACAUGGGGGCCAUAUUGCUUCUUAGAAGACUACACAAGUCAACGAACAAUAUAAUGCAUACACAUAGACUGUUUCCAUGAGCUCUACAUCAACUGAGUAAAAUUAACCCUAACCCUAUAAACGAAUAAGCAGAUUAUUAACCCAAUGAAAAGGGGGGAAGAUGUGUGCACUGAACUAUGAAAAGCAGAUUGUAACUACAGCAUUUGCACUCUGGGAGGCGCUCUUAUAUCAAAGAAUAUCUGAAUACCGAUUUACCAUGUGUAAUAAAUAAAUAAAUAAAUAAAUAAUACUUACUGUUGAACUGGGAUGACCACAAGUAACAGAUGGGAAGUGAUUCUUCAUUAAGAACAUUGUUUCUGGGAAGCCAAACUAUUUUUCAUGCAGUAUUUUUAACCCAUGCCCCGAACUGCACGUGUGCCUUUAUACUGAUUUAUUGCCAUAGCAACCUAAAGAACGUAAUACUUGACGAGACGACAUUUCGCCAGCCUUAUUUAUUUUGCAAUACCUGCUGGCGUUGUACCUUUACGUCAACACAGUAGGUUUUACACUUCCGUUUAACCUGAAACGCGUCGGUACAGUUUGUUGCUGCUCCACCUCUGUGAUAAUUUCUAGCAAAGGGUACACCAGAACACCGUAAUGGCUAGUUUAAACACCGACGCAGUCUAUCGGAGUGACUAGUAGGAUCAUUACGGUAAAUGUAGGUUGCGGAGCCUGUGUGUGUCCGACAGACCGGGAGUUCCUCUGGAAGACACUACGCCGAACAGGUCUCGGAUGUUAUCCUUUCUUGUGAGCCUCGAACAACAUUUCAUCUAGCCAGGUGCAACAAAAGGGCCUGUCGCACUUGGCUUUCUCUACUCUUCUGACAAUCUCUACGUCAGUCUUUUGAUAGUGGGAGAGAAGAUAGUUUCUCUGGAUCCAGCCUGACGCCUAUUCCAAAGUUCCAUCCCACCUAAUCAGAAGGAGAGACCCCAACCCUUGCUAAACCUCUUCGGCUGCUAGCUAGCAUCAGCAUGGCAGACAGUCGACAGCCAGAAGACGGUACCCCUCAGUGGGACCCAUCAGCGGGGCAGGAGCCUGGUGGCACCCAUGGAGCCAAUGGCUACUCCUCCUCAGCCUACAGGACCUGCCAGCCUGGUGGGACCCAUGUGGCCACAGCCCCCUAUUCUGCCAGGGAGAACGGCUUCAACGGGGAACUAACUGGAGCUCACGCUAUAACUGCAGAGCAAGUGUCAGCCCGGAUUGUACAGGAAGUGACAGCAGAGGCAGUGGCAGUACUGAAGGGAGAGCAGGAGACUCAAAGACUGCCAUCAGUUGAAGACACCACCAAUUUGCCUCCCUCGCCUCCCCCCUCACCUGCUGCAGAGCACUUUGGACCUCUAGAACAAGAUGUAGGGGAUGAGGAGGAGGCGGGCCCUCUCCGCCGCUUCCAAAAUUCUCGUGAGAGGUGCAAGUUCCUCGCCCCCUCCAUCUCAGUUUCCGUGCCCGAGGACGACCCCUACCACUCCGAAGAGGAGUACUAUGAGCACCCAUUGUUCAGCCCAGAGUGGACGCACUCGGGCUCUCGCCCCACAGGGCAAGCCGUGGCCUUUAGACAGAUUGAAGAAGAGACCAUGGAGGCUCUUACAGCUGAAUACGAGGAGGAGGUGGAAGAUGAGGAGGAGAGUGCAGAGGCAGCAGAGUCCGAGGCAGCUCUUGAUGAGCAGCAGUGGAGUGGGGAAGAGCCCGAGCUGGACAGCCCCCAAGCUGAGCCCUUAGAGCAGGCAGAGGCCAUAGACGAGGCCCAGGAUCUAGACCUGGAGCCGGCUGAGGCAGCUAGUGCUACUGCAGAGAGCUCUAUGGACAGAGAGGAGGAGGAAGCAGAGGGUGAGGAGAGCCCGGAGACAGCUUUGAAGAUGGAGACAGACAAGCAGGACAGUGGAUCCAUGAGCCCUGACAGCAUUGGAUCAGAGAAACGCCCAGAGGAGUUUUAUGAGCCCCAGAUCCAAGGGUUCUUUGCUGGUGAACGAGUUGUACCAGAGAGUCCCACCAUGGAUAUGCCAUCCUUUGUACCCCCAGAUGUUCAAAGUCAAGCCAAGGAACCCGUCAGAUCGCUCACACUUCAGCCUACAUAUGGUGAGCCGAUUACAGUGUCAGAGAAGCAGCCAUCAGUGGAGGUGGUAGAGUUCAGCAGCAUCAGCUCUCCUGCUGAUUUCACAUCAGUGGGAGCCAAAGUUCAAGGAGGAGACUCAACAAGUGACACAAAAGACAGAUCUGGGAUGUCAGCCUAUUUUGAAACAUCAGCCAUGGAGGUUAGUGAAGGUCCUCACAGUAAAGGUGAGGGUUAUUACGAACUGAGUAGAGCUGGUGAAAAGCAGAGUACUGAUGAUACCAGUUCUCCUGAGAUCAGCUACAGCACACUUGCUGAAGCUCAAGAUAAACCUGAAGCUAAAAAAAGUACAACAGAAGACACUAGGGUAUUUACAGUUCCUGACAGGAGUAAUGACUGCAGGCUUUCCCCAGGUAAACUUGCCUUAGAGCAGAGGAGUUACUCACUUAAUAUCACCAUAGGAGCAAUGGAUCAAAGUGGCCAAGGUAGACAAAGAAACUUCUCCCCACUGGCCACAGAUAUCAUGUCAUAUACCAGUGGAAGCUUAGAUGACUCAGCAGACUACCUUCCAGUUACCACACCAUCUGCAGAUAAGCCACCAUCUUUCCCUCCACUCAUACUUGAGACGGCAGCUUCCAUUACUUCAGACUCCUCAUCUCCUCCAAGGAUCACAGAGCAGCCUCCAAAACCUAGUCCUGAACCGGAAUCUCCAGAAUCCCCCGAGCCUCCCAAGAAUACAUAUAAAAAUGGCACAGUAAUGGCACAAGACUUGCCCGAAAUGCUUGACCUUGCUGGUAACCGUUCGGGACUGCAAUCAGAAAACAGUGACCCAGAAAUCAUUCGGAGGAAGUCGAUUCAAUCUGAUUCUUCUGCCUUAAAUUAUGACCCACUGGCUAGCCUAAUUUCAGGGGAACAGAGUCCUGGAGCUAGAAAGAGUGACAGCCAGCUGGAAGAGAUGGGUUAUUGUGUAUUUAGUGAAUAUUCAGGGCCCAUGCCGUCCCCUGCAGAUGUGUUCAGCCCUACAGACACUUCUGCACAAGUCUUCACCCCGUCUGUCCUGGAGGAAAAGGUAGCUGAGCAGGCAAGAAAAUUAGCAGUCAGAGAUGUGUCUUUGGAGGAUAAGACACAGCCAUCAGGAGUUGCUGAUGCAGCUGAAGAAAAAGACCAGAAAGAAGAAGAGAGAAAAGAUUCAGCUGAAGAAAAUAAAAAGAACAAAGAAGAUGAUCAGAUGAUUACCUCUGUAAGCGAGACACCACUUGCUCAGCCCUGUGAGCCUUUUGUGACACCAACUGUCACUGUGACACUGGAGGAAGGUGGGAGGUCAGUGAGCGAGACUGAGCGGCAAGCCAGCGGUGAAGGCUCAGCGUCAGAAACUGAGAUUGCUGACUAUGAGAGGCAGAUCCGGAAACUGGAGAUGGAGGACAGGCCUCUCAGUUUGGAGGAGGAGCGAGAGCUGCAGGAGCUUCGAGAGAAGGUGAAGCUGGUGCAUCAGGAAGCCUAUGAGGAAGUGGACGCUGAAGAUGUGUACCAGCUGACUGGUGUGGCCAAGGACCGAAUUGCCAGGCCUGUUAAAACUUCAUCUGCCUCAUCUGUGGAGAGCAACAUCGAUGAUGACAAGCUGCUCUCCCCAGUGCUCUCACCCUCCAAACUUAAACAAAGAGAAAUGUAUGGCUCCCCGAAAAGAUCAGCUUCACCUGUGUUGGGCAUAAACAAAGAUGAGAGAGAAGAUCCAGAAAAGAAAAUGAAGGCAGAGCAAGAGAAAGAAGCAGUCGAGAAGAAACUUAAAGAGGACGAAGAAAAGAAAAUCAAGGAAGAGGCAGAAAGAGAAAGGAAAGAAAGGCUGGAAAAGGAAAGAAUAGAGAAGGAGUUGAGAGAGAAGGAAGAGAAAGAAACAAUAGAAAGGCAGCUGAAAGAAAAGGAAGAGCGUGAGAAGGAGGAAGAGAUGAACACAAAAGUUGCAGACCAGCCUGAAGUGGAUGCAAGACAAAAAGAAGCUGAUGCAACAAAGCCUUCUGAGGUUGAGAAGAUGAAGGACAAAGGCGACGUGACGAAGGAAAUACCCGAGGCUCAUGCUGCCAUUGAGUCUGUGGUGACAGUUGAAGAUGAUUUCAUUACUGUGGUCCAAACCAUUGAUGAAGCCGAAGAGCCGGGCCACAGCGUUCGUUUCUCUGCCCCACCUGAGGCCGAAGCAGUUUGCAUUGCUGCCCAGAAAGAAGAAGAAGAGGAAGAAGAGUCUGUGGAGCUGGCUCAGGAAGCGGACAUAGAGGCUGCCAGUUUAGAGGAAAUGGGAGAUGUUCCUGAAAUUCCUGGCUCACCCGAGAGGGAGGCUCAGACCAUAGAAACAGAAGGACCAACAGAAAGCUAUGAUAGAGAUGAAACCACAAUGGAUGACUCCAUUCUGGACAGCUCCUGGGUUGACACUCAAGAUGACGAUAAGAGUAUGGUAACGGAGCACACUGAGCCUUUGCCCAAGAUGUCUAGUCCGGUCAAAAAACCUGCUGUGGUCCAGAACAAACUGGCACAACAGUGGAAGACAGAGAAACAGGAAAAGCUUAUUAAAGCCAAGACUAAGGGGGGGCGGCCUAAGGGACGAAUCUCGACUCCAGAACGCAAACCUACCCGCAAAGAACCUGCCUACAUCCCCAAAGAGGAACUCAAGAAGAAAAAAGCAGUGAUAAAGAAGGCUGACCUGGCCAAAAAAAUGGAGACUCGGACUCAAUCCCCGUCCAAGAGGACUGCAGGGAAAGCAGCAGUUCGCCAGACCCGUCCUAUCCAGCACCACUCCUGCCCCAGGAGAAUAACCACAGAGGUCCUACCUGACAGUCGUCAGCCUCUCAGCGUUGCCAGACAGUCUCGUGACAGAGCAUCGUGCCAUGCCCAUCAUUUACCGUUUACAAAGAUCCCCACCUUCAUAUCCAGAGCGGCUGCCUCGCUAGAUAGACCUCGUCCAUCCUCAGCAGAGCCUCAGGGCUCCACAGAAUUACAGAAACAAAUAGCUAAGGAUGGUGGGUCACGGAGCCCAGAGAAGAGGUCUUCAGUGCCACGCCACACCUCAUUUAUGAGUCGCCGUGGGCCCCAUGACCAUGAAGAGAGCUCUACCUCUAUCACUAGCUCUGGCUCUACGGCUCCUCGCAGGCCCACAUCAUUUCGCACUGAGAUGAGGGCAGAACACAGGACAGGGCGAGCUCCUAGCAUGACAGUUACAGAAUCAGCGCGCUCACGUUCAGCUCGCAGUGGCCACUCCACCCCACGCACCCCUGGCUCAACAGCCAUCACCCCAGGAACUCCUCCCAGUUACUCAUCAUCUUCGAGGACCCCCGGGACCCCACGCUCCCUCAGUUUGAUUUGUCAGGAGAGGAAGGUGGCUGUGGUCCGUACCCCACCCAAGUCACCUGCAACCACACCCAAGCAGCUCCGUAUUAUCAACCAGCCACUCCCUGACUUCAAGAAUAUCAAGUCUAAGAUUGGCUCCACAGAGAAUAUCAAGUAUCAGCCUAAAGGAGGACAGAAACAGAAGGACCCAGAUGGGCCAACAGAGGCCAAACGCAGGGCCUCUUUGAUCUGGAAGUCAGUGCUGCGCCUCAUCUCUGUUACUCUGUGUCUGUCUGCGGUACACAGCGUGACCUGGACGCAGGACCUGCUGAUUCAUAUUUUAAACAAGAGGCAGGACUUCACCCCAUCACUGUCAAAGUGCAGCUCCAAGGAUAAUCUGAAGCACUCUCCUCGUGGAGCCAAUGUAUGUACCCUUCAAGCUUUGCCUUCCUCAUUAAGAGGAUGGGUGAAUGCCUUAUAUAAUUCUAUAUAUGGACUUAAGCCCAAGCGUUUUCCCACCUCAUUCCUCGCCUCCACCCUGCAGGUUUUCAUCCCCAGUGUUAAACUGGACUAUAGCCAUGUUCAGUCUAGGUGUGGGUCCUUGGACAGGCGUGGCUACUCGGCAGGAGGUGGAAACGUACAAAUACAGAACAAGAAGAUUGACUUGAGCCAUGUGACCUCCAAGUGUGGCUCUCUAGACAACAUCCAUCAUCGGCCAGGAGGUGGUAAUGUGCGUAUCGAGAGUGUGAAGUUGGACUUCAAAGACAAAGCCCAAGCAAAGGUGGGUUCCCUGGAAAAUGCUCACCACAUUCCUGGUGGAGGCCACGUCACGAUUGAAAGCCACAGGUUGACAUUUCGGGACAAUGCCAAGGCCCGAGUAGAUCAUGGAGCCGAGAUCAUCAUCCAGUCACCAGGUCUCUCUGGCUCAGUGUCUCCCCACCGCAUCCGCGAAAGCCAUCUAUCAUCCUCCGGGAGUCUCAACAUGAUGGAUUCCCCACAGUUAGCAACCUUGGCGGAGGAUGUCACUGCAGCUCUGGCCAAGCAGGGUUUGUGAACACUGGAUCUCUGGAUCGCUGCUCUGCACCCAAGACGUUCUCAUCCUGAUCCAUUCAAACUUUUCCGCCCUCUCCUGCCACCCUAAAGCUGACUGAUCACCGCUACUACUCAGCUAAACCGGUUCUAAGUAGAGACUCAAAGUAGGAGCUACUGUACUUUGGUCCUAUUUAUUCUGUUUUCUGUCUAUUUUAAACCCAAACGUCCUAUUUCUGAUUGAUUUUGAUCUCCCUCGUUUUGAAUGAUGUUGCAAAGAAAAGUUUGCUGUAACCUCUAAAUAGUGGGGACAAAAGAUUGGCUUUACUGGUCUUGGAUCAGUGUUGAAGAAGCAACAGCCUUUUUUCUACUUUGAAUAAGAAAUAACGCCACGACCACCACACCGCACGUAUUGCUCUUGUUCAGUAAACGUGCAUGGACACCCUAUCAAAACACGCAUCCUUACUGCAAGUCAUUCUUGUCAUCCAAUAUAUAAUAUAUUUAUCAAAUAUAUAUAGAAACAUGUAUAAAAUAAAGGUUCUUUGCCAUCUACAUGUCCUGAAAACAUUUUAAAAGGAAGUGACAAAAAUGGCUUGAAAAUCUGUAAAAUUGCAUUUAUGCAAGCAACUAGGUCAUGUUACCACGAGCAUGUAUGGAUUCAAGUCUUAAAAGAGGCUAUUUUGUAAUUUAAAAUAAGGAUUUUAGUAAGUUAUUUCCUCAUUUAUUGGAUAAAAAUUAAACAAGUUCAUGUUUUGUAGUUAAUAGUUGUUUACAGUGUAAUGCUUGGUGACAAUGUCAGACAGCUGAUUUGGUGUUGCUAAAGAAUGCAUCUCAGUCAUGUCAAAGUGCAUCACACACUUGCACCUGCUCAGCGGUUCAACGCAGAAGCCUGUCCAUACAUCACAGCAGUAUUAAACACUGGCACUCAUUCGACAAACAUCCUCAAAAGGAAAGUCUGUUCAGACGCAGCUCACAAGAAUAAACAGCACUGACAUUUCUCCAGUAUUACAGGCUGACAUUGCCCUCAUCGGGACUGCCGGAACCACAGAGGAGAUGCUACAAUUUGCGACCUGAUAUUUAGCAGAAGAUGCAGCUACUCUGAAAUCUGUCUGUGCGUGUGCUUUUUGGUGCAGGUCCCCUGCUGUUUUACAGCGGACGCUACCGUAUCUGGAUGUUUUGUUGCAAUAUGCGGGAGAAUAAAUUGGACAAAAAUAUUUUGAAAAAUCCUAAAAGUUAAAAAGACUCAGUCAACUCCUGUUAUGUCUGUUAGGAAAAAAAAAAGUGUUUGGGUGAUCUAGUUUCUUUUUCAGACACCAUUUGUGGUAUGCCCUGCCCUCCUGCCCACUACUUACUGCCCUCACCUGCAACUGUUUGUUUGCUUCCGUGUUUUUUCUGCAUUCCCCAUCUCUGUGUGCCCCUUCCCCACCUCCUACUCCAACCUACAGCAACUGUAAAUGUAUUUAAAAGGUCAAGUAGAUGUACGCAGUUUUUCUCUUGUUGAUAUGACACCAGUUACAAUAAUUAAUGACAAUAAAACGACCAAAAAAUGGGAAAAAAA
This is a messenger RNA of Haplochromis burtoni (Burton's mouthbrooder), 10001 nucleotides long. RefSeq names its product microtubule-associated protein 2 (gene map2). The transcript is spliced from 24 exons. Gene Ontology annotation, molecular function: microtubule binding. Gene Ontology annotation, biological process: microtubule cytoskeleton organization; neuron projection development. The record is from RefSeq and is a predicted model, not a curated record. Bases 3027 to 8468 code for a protein of 1813 amino acids. Gene Ontology annotation, cellular component: neuron projection. Lineage: Eukaryota; Metazoa; Chordata; Actinopteri; Cichliformes; Cichlidae.